UUUAAGCAAAAAUCGUAUAAAAGAUUGGAAGCAAUUGGGAAUCGUUUCAAAAUUAAUUAUUGACUCGUGUCACUGUUUCAUAUUUUUGUAGUGAGCUGUAAUUGUUGGAUGUUCGAUUGUACUUAAUUCGAGUGUUUAUAACAUAUUUGAAAGAAAUGAAAGAACUGGUUGCCGUUGGGGCUAUAGUUCUAUCCUAUGUACUAUUUCCACUUGUCAGCGGUCAAAACUGUCAAUUAGCACAGGAUGCUCUUAUGGCAAGCCAAAGAAAGGGACAAGCAGAAUCAUUGAACCAGAACGAUCUAUUUCCUGAGCUUUACAAUUCAUUCGUUACGGCAAAUGAUCCAGCAAUUGGGUCGUCAUUGGAAGUAAUUCACCCACAAUUGUAUUGGAAUGCGUUUCAAAAGGCUACAAUAGUUUUGCGUGCUGUUGAAUUUAUAAAUCAGAAUGUGUCUACUGGCACAAAAUGUGAAGAUCUACGACCGUACACUAACUGUUUCCAGUCAUCAGAAAUCUGCUAUGAUUUGGACGAUUCACAGUGUGAUACGAGUGCGCUAUAUCGGGAACCGGGUGGAAAAUGCAAUAAUUUGAAGAAUUCAAAGCUUGGAACUAAAUAUGCAGCCUAUGGUCGGCUAAUACCAUCAACUUAUUAUGACUGUGUGCAUAAGGAACGUAGAACGUACAUGCGUAACGAGGAAUUGCCAUCACCACGACAUAUCGGAAAUAUUUUAACUGAACUUGGUUACGCAGCAUUAUGGCCUCCUGUACAAUCUGUGUUGAACAUAUUUGCCGGCUUCUUUGCGCAAAUCAUCACGCAUGACGUUGGAUCUAAGGUCAACGUACAACGAAAGAACGCAGUAGGUCCGGGAAUUGAUUGCUGUGCAAGUGGUCGAAGAGUGUCUGACGAUAUCCUUCAUUCGGCAUGCCAGCCGAUGGAUGUUCCAGGCGACGAUAACUUUUACUCAGAGUUUAAUCAAAGAUGCUUGAAUUUUGUCAGUUCGCAAGUAAUAUUUUCGAACGAAAAUUGUAAGAUUGGGCCAGCAGAACAGACCAAUUCAGUAUCUUCGUUCCUGGAUCUUACAAUUGUCUACGGUGACGACAAAGCAACCGAAAAUCGACUUAGAAGCCGAAAAGAUGGUCAGAUUCUUACUAACGCAAAAAAUGUGUUACCAGAACGUUCACCGUGUUCUCAAUCACCAUGCUACUUUUUGGGUGACGGUCGGCUAAUACAAACACCUAUGUUAGCACAAUUGCAUUCACUACUUCUUCGACUACACAAUCUGAUAGGACCACAAAUAUCCUCCGAUGAUGAGAUCGCCUAUCAGGAAGCCAAAAGACUGACAAUAGCACUGUACCAACACUUGAUCUAUAACGAUUGGCUACCAAUAGCUUUGGGUUCGGAUGAGUCAAAGGAGUAUCGUUUGACGUGUGACACAACUAAAGGAAAUUGUGGCAAAUACAAUCCGAAUGUCGAUCCGAGCACAACGAAUUGCUUUGCACAAGGUGCUUUUCGUGUGUUUCAUAAAGCCAUGCCUUCAAAGAUAAACUUGUAUGGACGCGAUCAAAAGAUUAAAAUGUCACACCCCUUUUCCGACAUGAAUUCAACGAGGAUGAUCGAUCUGGAGGAGCGAUAUGACGAUUUGGUUAGAGGCCAAAUAUUUGAUCCAUUAUUUUUCGGCGGCUUCAGCAACGAAUUGCGAAAUUUAUUUGCGAAAAAUCCCAGUGGAAUGGGAGUUGAUCUGCACAGCAUCGACAUUAAACGUGCGCGAAACCACGGUGUACCGUCAUUCGUCGACUACAUACCCUAUUGCACGAACAGACUCGCUCGCAUCAGCAGCUGGAGCGAUUUGUAUCCAUAUUUUAAUCGAGAUUCAUUGGAAACAUUGCAAACGGUUUACGAAAGUCCAAAGGACAUUGACCUUCUGGUUGGAUUAAUCGGCGAACGAAGAAAUGACCGAUAUGCGAUGUUUGGAAAAAUUGGAUCUUGCAUCGUAGCCGAACAGUUCAAGCGGUACAAAUUUGGCGACAGAUUUUUUUACCAAUGGACUGAUGGCCUUUAUCCAUUUACUCAACGUCAAUUGCGAGAAAUAGAUCGCUUCACACCGGCUACUUUUCUAUGUUUAGUUACGGAUGUUGAGUCUGUGCCGCAGAAUGCAUUCCUGACUCCAAGUAGAACCAAUCCAAUGGUGAGGUGUGAUUCCAUACCAAAAUUCAAUUUUGCUUUGUUUUCCAAGCAUACAACUGAAUAAAUACCAAUGAGAAUA
Bradysia coprophila is the source of this 2261-nucleotide messenger RNA. RefSeq names its product immunomodulatory peroxidase-like. Gene Ontology annotation, biological process: response to oxidative stress. NCBI's taxonomy places the organism in Eukaryota, Metazoa, Arthropoda, Insecta, Diptera, Sciaridae. The record is from RefSeq and is a predicted model, not a curated record. Gene Ontology annotation, molecular function: peroxidase activity; heme binding.